AUGGAGAUUGAAGUGGAGGGUGAGAUUGGAAGGAAUGUGGAAGAUGAUAAGAAGAAAAUGAUGGACUUGAGGCAAAGUAUGGAUAACACUAUGCACAGCAAUACAGCCAAGCGAACAGGAAAUAUAGAAGAUGGGGGAAUGUUAACAGCAGCAGCCGAGUUUCUACUGAAUGAAAACCGAAGUAUUCCGGAUGUAGAAACUGAUUGCCAAUCUAUAAAUCGCAGUCAAAGGAGCCAAGAAAUAACGAAGUUUGAGAACCAAAGAGCCUUUCCGACACGAAGAUCAACUAUUGGAGGAUAUAGGCAUGCGUCUAUUGUAAUUGAAGAAGGACUAGAAAGUAAUAGAAAGAAAUGCGAAAUUUCUAACGUUAGGUGUGUGGUUAGCCAGGUGAAGAAGCGAUGGAAGAAUUUAUGGGGAAAGUUGAAGAAAUUGUAA
This is a messenger RNA of Sclerotinia sclerotiorum 1980 UF-70, 435 nucleotides long. RefSeq lists its product with no specific name. Bases 1 to 435 code for a protein of 144 amino acids. The record is from RefSeq and is a predicted model, not a curated record. Lineage: Eukaryota; Fungi; Ascomycota; Leotiomycetes; Helotiales; Sclerotiniaceae. The transcript has a single exon.